GGUCUUGCUUCGUCCUAUCUGACCCUGUCGACCUCCACUCAGAGCUGCAAUGAACUUGAACUGGCUGGCAUUAGAAUGGCCUUGCACGACUCCACUACAACGUUCCCAUGCCACUUCUCCGCUGACAUUUUUACCCCCCAUCCACAUUUAUUCUACUUAAGCCUUGCUAGCCCUGGACCUUCAUCGAGGCGGAGGCGUUGUUGAUAUCCAAGAGCCUUGUAACUCCAGAGUUAAAUCGAACCAGGGCACCAAAAUAGCAUUUCUUAUUCUGAGACUCGAUCUAUCUUGAAUCUCUUGGAACCUCUCCUCCUUCUCAUCUUUCAACAUAUACAUAGUAUCCCGCCGGGUCCACUCUCGACUCUCAUAAAUACAAUCUGCCCCCAUCUGGACCGAUCUCGCUCUCACCUCGACUCAUCCUAGAACAAUUGGCAUCACUGACCACUUGGUCUUCACGUACGUGCAACCAUAGCCAUUCGUCAUCUCUUGUCAUCUUCUAUACUUUUUCAAACUCUCCUCCAUCUUCUCAUGGAGCCUUAUCCUCAGUUUCCUAGUCAGGAAGACUCACAAACGUCUAGAUCUAGACCUCAAAGACAACUAUCACUCGCCGAGUCGUCUGCCAUAGCAAUCCAUAACCAAGCACCUUUAUCAUCAUCCUCAGAAUACGAUCAGUCUACCCCGCAACAGUCCCCAGCAUUCUCAGCAACUUCCUCGCCACCACUCUUUGCGCCGCUCCCCCUCGCAUCUCAGAACACCACCUUGCAAGGCUGGUCAUACAUAGACCCCUCUCAGUCCUCACAAACACCGCUUCUACGUCUCGAUCCAGCUCAAGACCAAGUUAUCCCUCCGCCGUCGAGAUCUAGCUACACGAGCGAAGGAGACCCCUUCUCCCAGAGCAGUAUGACUACUAUGGGUGUUCAAUACUAUCCUCCAUUCGACGCAUCACUGAACCGUUCAGCUUAUUCCUGGCCAGUGUUUGACCAAAGCACCAGCUACCAGGACGGAUCUGGGCUGCUGGAUCCCUUCGCCGAGCAGGCUAUCGUCUCCAGUGAUUCGCGGUCUAUUUCGUCAAGCCCGCCCCAAGGCAUGCUUACCACCGAGCAGCGCGAGCUGAAGCGCCAAAGAGAUCAGGCGCGGAGAGAUUCAAAGGCACAGAUCAGGCGGGACAGGUCAUCAAGCAACUCAUACCACCCAUCUCUCUCAACUACGCCAGACAUCCUUCCCAGGACUCUCACAGGCUAUUCUCAACCCACGACCUCAGCAUCAAUCUCUUCCAUCAACCUACCACUACAACAGCCAUACAUGAGCCCUCCCCAAAUCCCGAGCACUCAAUCACCAGAACUAUACCAGGCCCCGUACCCAAUCAUUAGCAACGACUUUUCAGGUGGAUACCUUAUGCCAUACACCACCGCACCAGGCGAACCAUCUAUCCCUUCUCUCAGCUCCCGCCCAGUCACCAUGCCCCCCAUGACUUCAGGCCCGGAAAUGCAAUUCUACUACGGCAACCAGCAGCAGGCGAAUGCUCCACAAGAGUCCCCCGACACUGUGCGCGUGGUGCACUCGCGCCCGAAACCACAGUGUUGGGACCACGACUGCAACGGCCGCAAGUUCUCGACCUUCAGCAACCUGCUACGCCACCAACGUGAGAAGUCCGGCAUGGCCAACAAACCCACCUGCAACAAGUGCGGCGCGGAAUUCACGCGCACGACGGCACGCAACGGGCACAUGGCGCACGAGAAGUGCAAGCAACGACGCAACUCAUAGUCGGUUAGCCAGCCAGCUGCUUAAUACAAGCGCCGCGGGGGCGGCGAAACUAAACUAUCAUCUUCGUGUACAUAUUUUACGAAAAGCUACGAGGCUUAAUUGGACAGUUCCUAGAGUAGGAGGGUGGGCGGUCAUGGAUGUUGGAAACCGAGCGCGGCUUGCCUUGCAGCCAGCGCUACGUGUAUAUGGAUAGAGAGAGUGGAGGCUGUCUGUUGGAAACAGCCUCGUGCGUGCGUACUGGGCACUACCUCAGAUUGGCAUUCUUGGAAUGGGCACACCCUCAUCUCCCACACUCGCUUUAGCAUUUAGAAAUUUAGCUAGCCAACAGAGCUGCAGACCCAAAAAAUCAAACAAAACUGAUACCCGG
Messenger RNA from Pseudogymnoascus verrucosus, 2128 nucleotides. RefSeq lists its product as uncharacterized. The transcript has 4 exons. Lineage: Eukaryota; Fungi; Ascomycota; Leotiomycetes; Thelebolales; Thelebolaceae. The record is from RefSeq and is a predicted model, not a curated record. The coding region runs from base 526 to 1761 and encodes 411 amino acids.